AUGGCUUACAAUCCGUACUACAAUCUGGACGGCGGGCAGGGGUCCGUCAACGACAGGGUGCCACUGCAGCAGCCGCAACAGCACGUUCAGCAGCAACAGCAGCAGCCUCAGCAAGGUUCGCAGAUGAACGUUGGACCAGCAGGGUCGAUGGCGUUCCAGUUGGGCCAGAACGCGUUCUCGAGCUUUAUCGGGCAGGAGAACUUCAGUCAGUUUCAGGAGACAGUGUCCCGUGCCGCAACUGGGUCCGCGUACCUCUCGCACUACUUCCAGGUCUCGACGUCGUUCGUGUUUGCCAAGAUCCGCCAGAUAUUGCUACCGUUCCUCAAGGGGAACAACUGGCAACGCACCCCAGCGGGUGGUCCCAGUGGCAAUGGGGCCAGUGGCACUGGCCCAACGGUCACUUUCCUCUCACCCAUCGAAGAUGAGAACUCUCCAGACAUGUACGUCCCAUUGAUGGCGCUCGUGACGUACAUUCUCGUGUGGAACAUCAAGCAGGGCCUUGCAGGCGCGUUCAACCCGGAGAACCUCUACUACAAGCUGUCCUCGAUCCUCGCCUUCGUCGCCCUCGACCUUUGCAUCCUCAAACUGGGGCUGUACUUGCUGGUGCACACGGCGUCACCAACGGCAAGCGUCACCGAACUUACUUGCUACGUUGGGUACAAGUUUGUCCCCUUGACCCUCGCGCUGCUGCUCCCCAAGAAACCCCGCUGGGUCGGCAUACUGGGCACAGUGUACCUGUUCGUCGCGUUCGGAGUGUUCCUCCUCCGCUCAGUCAAGUUCAACCUCUUCAACGACGCAGUCGCGGAUAUCAUCGGCGUCAAGAAGUCUACGGUCAAGCAAUGCAACUACUUCCUCUUCGUCUACGGCUUCGUCUGGCAGUCCGUCCUCAUGUGGCUCAUGGCGUAG
Molecule: messenger RNA, 906 nt
Organism: Huiozyma naganishii CBS 8797
Lineage: Eukaryota; Fungi; Ascomycota; Saccharomycetes; Saccharomycetales; Saccharomycetaceae
Gene: YIF1
Product: protein transporter YIF1
Exons: 1
Coding region: 1-906 (301 amino acids)
Biological process (GO): endoplasmic reticulum to Golgi vesicle-mediated transport
Cellular component (GO): Golgi membrane; endoplasmic reticulum-Golgi intermediate compartment; endoplasmic reticulum membrane
Source: RefSeq, a predicted model, not a curated record